ACGCUGUCGAAAAAUCGAAUGCUGCCAAAUCAGAUGUUCAAAUAGCGAUUUGUAGAAAUGACAACGGGUUUGCUUCGCUAGACAUAUGUGGCCAGCGAGAUCUUUUAGAAUAUUUUAGAUUAUGUAUCGUGUAAAUUUUCAUAUACUAACGUUGCUAUUGCCGUGUUGUCAACGAGAGCUUGUGGAUUUGAACCUAUCGGUUUCGAAGCGAUGAGAAGAUGUUCCGAAACUUAAGAUUGACGUUCGGAAAAAUCAGGCACGCGAAACCUUUCCAAUUAUGUGGACGAUACAUGCAAAGCUUGAGGGAACCUGCUCAACCUUUAAAACGGUGUCCAAAAUGGGUUUGCGUGGAAGAUGCAGUGAAACUCAUAAAUUCAGAGCAUUUGGUUUUCAUACAAGGUGGUGCGGCCACGCCGAUGGAAUUGGUGCGCGCCAUGACCGAGCACGGAGUGUGCAAUAAUUUGCGUGGGGUGAGAUUAGUACACAUGAGUCUCGAGGGGGAUACGCCGUUCGCCAAUCCGGAGUUUGAGAAGCACUUCAGGUCUAUCAGUCUGUACGUGGGCGCUUCUCUGAGGGAGGCAGUGAACGAGGGACGGGCGGACUACAUCCCGGUGUUCUUGCACGAGACGCCGAGGUUGUUCUUUGAGAAAAAGAUCGUGCCGGACAUUGCGCUAAUCCACGUGAGCAUGCCAGACGCGCGUGGAUUCUGCUCGCUCGGCGUGAGCGCCGAUUGCACCCGUGCCGCAAUAUGCACUGCCAAAGUCCUCAUCGCGCAAGUAAACGAGCACAUGCCGAGAUCAUUCGGCGACACGCUGAUCCAUUCGAGUCAUUUUGACUGGGCGGUGAGAUACGACUGUCCUCUGCCUUGCGUCGCUUGUCCACCGCCAAACGAUCUCGAGCAAGAGAUCGGUAAAAUCAUCGCGCAACGGCUGGUCGAGGAUGGAGCGACACUGCAGCUUGGUAUCGGCUGCAUCCCCGACGCGGUGCUCUGCGCCCUAGUAAAUCACAAAGACCUGGGUAUACAUUCUGAAAUCAUUUGCGACGCGAUGGUCGACCUGGUGCUUCACGGUAACAUCACGAACAAGUGGAAGACCAGGCAUAGAGGACGCAUAGUGAGCUCUUUCGGCAUCGGCACGAAAAGAUUGUACGAUUUCCUGCACAACAAUCCGGUCGUUGAGAUGCUAGCGAUCAAUUACGUAAACGAUCCCCGAGUGAUCUCGAUGCAGCCGAGGAUGACGGCCAUCAAUUCUUGCAUCGAGAUGGACCUCACUGGCCAGGUGUGCUCGGACAGUUUAGGCUGUAAGAUAUAUUCCGGUUUCGGCGGCCAGCUGGAUUUUCUUCGAGGCGCGGCGAUCAGUCAGGACGGUCGUGGGAAAGCCAUCAUCGCGUUUCCCUCAGUCACCAGCCAAGGGGAGAGCAAAAUACAACCGGUGCUGAAACUCGGGGCCGGAGUAGUGGUAACAAAAGCUCACGCGCAUUACAUAGUCACGGAACACGGAGUGGCGGAUCUUUUUGGUAAAACCUUACGACAAAGGGCGAAUGCACUGAUCCAAAUUGCGCAUCCCGAUCACAGAGAAUGCCUCGAAAAGGCCGCAUUCGAACGCUUGAAAUCUAACCCGACGAAAUAUCUGUAAUACUUGUGAUAUGUAAAUACAAGUCCGUGUAAUAGUCCAAGUCCCAUACAAAUAAUAAAUUUUGAUAACAAGAAUAUAACAAUGCUGUGUUAUAAACUGAUACAUUUUAUAUUACAAUUAAUGAUAAAGAUAAAUAUAAAUAUAAUCUCAAAGUCAAAAAUACAUGUGCUGCAGCAGUAGGAACAUUCACGUAGCGCAGCUGCAAAUGUACUGAUCUCGGUAAUUUAUACUUCGUUUGUAAAUUAAAUAAUCGAAUAUUUUCGUAAAAUAAACGAAACGUUAGAAGUCUA
Molecule: messenger RNA, 1924 nt
Organism: Temnothorax curvispinosus
Lineage: Eukaryota; Metazoa; Arthropoda; Insecta; Hymenoptera; Formicidae
Product: 4-hydroxybutyrate coenzyme A transferase-like
Exons: 6
Coding region: 219-1634 (471 amino acids)
Biological process (GO): acetate metabolic process
Cellular component (GO): mitochondrion
Molecular function (GO): acetate CoA-transferase activity
Source: RefSeq, a predicted model, not a curated record